AUGAGCCAGAUAUCUAACGAAGCUUCCGCCGAUGAGAACCAAGGAGAUGAUCUAUCCCCAUUUGAACUUCUUCCUCGUGAAAUUAGGCUGAAGAUUCUGGAAUUAGUAGUAGAAGAGAUAGAGCACUUCAUUGUCUUCAAGUGGUUUUGGAGAUUGAGACGUGUGAACAAGGAGUUCUACUCCAUGUUCAGAAGCGAUUAUGCUAAACAACACUUCCUUAAGUGGCCCUGUUCAGUAUAUUUUAACGAUUGUUUCAUUGAAUAUCAAGUCAACGUGUAUAUUCAUUGGCCGAUCAGUUACACGAAGAUGCAGACGAAAUCUGUCUUAGAUCCUACUCACGAGAUACAAGUAAAAUCUGAGAAAGGUCGCCUCAUGCUGCGUACGAUAGAGCUUCCAAAAUACUUCAAAGAUAAACCGUUUGACAUUGCUUACACACGAAUCCAUACCACUUGUCCAGGAGAUGAAACUGUCCCAUCGAUUUUAAAAAUGGCAAAUCAAACUUCUGAGAAACUUUUCCUGGAAUUUACGGGACCUAGUUUCUAUACUUUUACCAUGUUUGGAGGAGUGCGACAAAGACCUGAAACUAAAAAAGAAAUAGAAGAUCUUACUACAGCUGGGAAAAUCGUUAUCAAAAUAGUGACAAUGCUUGAUAUAUAUCGAAGUAUGCCAAAUCACAGUUUCUUUUCUCUUGACUACUAG
This is a messenger RNA of Auanema sp. JU1783, 699 nucleotides long. Lineage: Eukaryota; Metazoa; Nematoda; Chromadorea; Rhabditida; Rhabditidae. The record is from the annotation of a GenBank genome assembly.